Messenger RNA from Poecilia latipinna (sailfin molly), 1388 nucleotides. RefSeq lists its product as uncharacterized. Bases 266 to 985 code for a protein of 239 amino acids. The record is from RefSeq and is a predicted model, not a curated record. The transcript is spliced from 6 exons. Lineage: Eukaryota; Metazoa; Chordata; Actinopteri; Cyprinodontiformes; Poeciliidae.
CAAGUCAGGUUAGGAGAAUUUUUAAAAAGAAAACUACACAUUCAUAAAUCCCCAACCCCCACGCUGAGCUCCCUCCUUCCGACAAAGCCAAACCGAGUGAGGCGCGGGUAAACUGGUACAGUACGCAGAGCUAAGGCUCUGCGAAAACAGGCCCAACAAGCAAAUCUGAACAUGAAGUCAUUUUGUGACAAACUCCAGAUGAUACAGUGUUUGUAAACCUUCACGCCGUCGCCUAUUUUAAGGUACUCCUCUGGGUUGUUUAAAUAUGUUGCAGAUUGUCAAAGAAGCAUGCCAUGAAGCAGAGGUCUACCUUGAAGCAGGCAUUGACGGCUUGAUCAUUGAAAACAUGCACGAUGUCCCCUACUCGUUCAACUUGGGCCCUGAAGUGUGCGCCUGUAUGACUGCGGUCUGCUCUGCUGUCAGACAUGUCUGCCCCACUCUGCCCCUUGGAGUCCAGAUCCUAUCUUCUGCUAACCAGCAAGCGCUAGCUGUAGCUUUGGCUUCAGGUCUGGAUUUCAUCAGAGCAGAGGGUUUUGUCUUUUCUCAUGUGGCGGAUGAGGGUCUUUUGAAUGCCUGUGCCGGGGACCUUUUGAGAUAUCGCAAGCAGAUUGGAGCUGAUGGGGUUCAGAUCUUCACCGACAUCAAGAAGAAGCACAGCUCCCAUGCUCUGACAGCUGAUGUGACUAUAAAGGAGACUGCCCGAGCUGCGGAGUUCUUCCUCUCAGAUGGAGUCGUCAUCACUGGGGCAGCGACCGGAGAUCAGGCUGACCCAUGGGAGCUCACAGAGGUCUCCCAGUCUGUGAAAAUCCCAGUGCUCAUCGGUUCUGGAGUGACAUAUGACAAUGUUGAAAACUUCCUGGAUGCCAGUGGAAUUAUCAUUGGAUCUCAUUUUAAACAUGGUGGCCACUGGGCCAAUGCAAUUGAUCCAGAGAGAGUCAAGAGGUUCAUGGCAAAAAUACAUCACCUACGAAAGCAACAGAGCUAGUUCUCACCACCACUAAGCUGCUGAUUGACAAUAAAGGCAGAUUAGAUUACUUCCUGUUUGUCUGGUUUGUGCUUUAUCAGUUUAGUCCCAUCUAACCAGAGCACCUUCUUCCAGAUGAGGGUCUGCAACCUGCGGCUCCAGAGCCACAUGUGGCUCUUUAUAACAUCCACUGUGGCACUUAAUAACUUUAACCAAAAAUACUAAAGAAUUAAUGCUUUAAAAUGUAAAGGUCUUUAAAAAUGCUAGCUGUUUUCAUGUAACAAUGUAGAGCAUAUUUUUUUAACCCUCCUGUGAUCUUACUGGGAUGCUCAGGAGGAGCGUGGCAGAUGUCACAGUCAGACAGCAGAGAGGAAGAGGGCUGAGGUCCCGUCAGACCGUCAGUUCCCUAAACCACAUACACACA